This is a messenger RNA of Capsicum annuum, 1524 nucleotides long. RefSeq lists its product as uncharacterized. Gene Ontology annotation, cellular component: thylakoid; membrane. Bases 162 to 1223 code for a protein of 353 amino acids. Gene Ontology annotation, biological process: photosynthesis. The transcript is spliced from 2 exons. The record is from RefSeq and is a predicted model, not a curated record. Lineage: Eukaryota; Viridiplantae; Streptophyta; Magnoliopsida; Solanales; Solanaceae.
UCUUCAUCUUUACUCUAAACAAAAGAAAAAAAAUUAGUCAUUUAAUCUCUGUGAACAUUUUCCCUUCAUGAUUGCGACAUUAGUACUACUCAUAAAUAUUUGAUUCAUAUUUAAAAUUCGAAUCGUAUUCGAAUUAAAAAUAAAAAUUUGGAUCAAAAGAAAUGGCAAGAUUCGUACCGAUGAAGUUUAAGAGAGUAACAGAGGCAUUUGAUGAGGUAGCAAAAGCAAGAAUACGCGAAAAUAGCGGCAGCGAGCACUCUCCGGCCUCGGAGAGCGUGAUGAAUUUAUCGGAGCUCGUAAAUUCUUUUUUAGAAGGAGAGGUAAUCGUUGACGAUAAAUUAACAGAGAUUACUGAUGUAAAUGUUGAUGAUAAUAAUAAUAAUUGCUUCGAUGAAUCGAAGAUUAAGGAAAAUUUGAAGGAUUUGUUUGAUUGUGAUGAUGGUUCGAAGAGACGUAUUAUUAAUGCUGUGAAAAAUGCAUUGGAUGAUGAUGAAGAAAAUGAGCGGAGUUCGAUAGAGUUUAAACGGAGGUUGAUGAGUCGAUUGCGCGAUCGUGGCUUCGAUGUUGGAUUGUGCAAGUCGAAGUGGGAGAAAGCUAGCAAUCGUACAUCAGGAAGUUACGAGUAUAUCGACGUUAACAUGUCGAGUAAUCGUUACAUAAUCGAGGUUUCAUUAGCCGGAGAAUUUGAAAUUGCACGCGCAACGCGUUGCUACGCAAAGUUGCUAGAUAUUUUCCCUAAUGUUUUUGUUGGUAAAGUGGAAGAGUUGAAGCAAGUUGUGAGAAUUAUGAGUAGAGCUAUGAAGAAAUCAAUGAAGAAAAUGGAUAUUUAUGUGCCACCAUGGAGAAGACUUGGUUAUAUGGAAGCUAAAUGGUUUGGAUCUUAUAAGAGAACAACAAAUGAAAAUUAUCAAAAGAUUAAUUUUGAUUUAAUGAAGAAGAGAGAUGUUGGAUUUGUGCCGAUUAUUCGAUCGUCGGAACCAGAAGUUGAAAUUUCGGUAGAUAGAGAUCCUGUGAAAACUUCUUUUGAGGAAUGGGUUAGACCGGGUCGUUUUUCAAGAGCAAUAGCUGAAGGGUCUGAUACUACCACUUGGAUCUGGAACCUACAUGCUGAUGCUCACGAUUUUGAUAGUCAUCAUACCAGAGUAUUCAAUUGUAGAGGGAAUAUUGUUGCUUCUAAUAGUGGCAUUAAAAUUGGAAAUUUGGCUGCAGCAUUGAAUGGAUAAUAUCAUGAAGUUUAAUCGAAGGUUUGGGCUCGAGUCUAUGAUAUCAGAUCGAUUACCUUUUUGAGGGAGCGAUAAAUUUAGUCAGAUACCAAUACAGAUGCCGGACGCUUGGUGUGGGAACCAAAAAAAAAAGAUGGAUAGUAAUAUAAGUUUGUUUCAUUUGUUAAGAAUUAGAAAGACAUUCUUGUGUAGGCAAUUAGCUUGAUUGUGUGUGGAGUUUAAUUUGGGAAGUUAAAUUAUAUUAUUUAUUGGUGGAGGAAAAAAAAAUUAUAUUUAUCCAAGUAGUUGUGGUUGAGGGUUU